Episyrphus balteatus (marmalade hoverfly) is the source of this 1677-nucleotide messenger RNA. RefSeq names its product Y-box factor homolog (gene yps). Lineage: Eukaryota; Metazoa; Arthropoda; Insecta; Diptera; Syrphidae. The record is from RefSeq and is a predicted model, not a curated record. The transcript has 4 exons. Gene Ontology annotation, molecular function: nucleic acid binding. Gene Ontology annotation, biological process: regulation of gene expression. The coding region runs from base 225 to 1223 and encodes 332 amino acids. Gene Ontology annotation, cellular component: nucleus.
CCAUCUUGAUUUUUGUCAAUCGAGUAAGAUCUGGAAAGCGGACAACACCAUCGUAUAGAGAGAAAAAGGAUUGGAAGAGUGAUUUUUUACCAUCCAUCACUCAAAUAAAUAAAUAACAACACAGUAGUUGAGUCCCUCAAUAAUAACAGCUAUUAAAAACAUUAUUCAACAAUCAAAAAACGCUAAAACAAGGAAUUCAAGUUUGAAAAUCCGAUUGUGAAAAAAUGGCAGACUCAGAGAAGAUACCUACUGAACAACAGCAACCAUUGCAAGACGAUUCGCAAGUUGACGAAUCUGGAAAUCAGCCUCAACCAAAGCCGGCUGCGCCACCAAAAGAAGUUAUUGCCACCAAAGUAAGUGGAACUGUAAAGUGGUUUAAUGUCAAGAGUGGGUAUGGUUUUAUAAACCGUAACGAUACUAAAGAAGAUGUAUUUGUUCAUCAAAGUGCUAUCGCCAAGAACAACCCCAAGAAGGCUGUUAGAUCCGUAGGCGAUGGUGAGCUGGUUGAGUUUGAUGUAGUAAUUGGAGAGAAGGGCAAUGAAGCUGCCAAUGUGACUGGUCCAUCUGGUGAGCCUGUUCGUGGCAGUCAAUUUGCGGCCGACAAGAAACGUACAUACCGUUCAUGGUUGUAUCGUAGCCGUCGCAAUCCACAACAGCGUCGUAACACAAACAACGCUGAGACCGGUGACGAAGGUGAGGUCACUGAUGGUGGGGCACAGCAGCAGCAACAGCAGCAACGUCCACAAAGAAAUUACCGUCGCGGUGGAGGCCGUGGUCGUGGUGGACGUGGCUACAAUAACUACUUCAAUGGGCCAAGACGUCAACAAAGACGCUCUGUAAAUAAUCAGAGCGGCGAUGGCGGACUCAGUGGAGGUGAGGGUGGAAACGAAAAUGUUGAAUCCAACGGUCAUCGAGGAGAUGGUCAGGGCGGCCAACAACGUCGCGGUGGACCACCACCAAGACGUUUCUUCAGACGUAAGUUCAACUCUGGUAAUCGUGGACCACCAGGAGGUGGACGUCGUCCUCGCAGUGAGGAUGGUGGUAAUGAAGAUUACAACCAAGGUGGUCAAGAAGGAAAUGCCCCGCGUAAUCCUCGCACUCGACGCAACCCCAGGAAGCAAAACAACGGUGGGGGUAAUUCAAAUGGAGGUGAACAACAACCCCAACAGCAGCAGGACGCUGGUCAACAAGUGCAAAACACAACAACUGAAAGUUCUGCAUAAAUUCAAAUUUAAUACAAAUAUGCAUUACAAGAAUUGAAGUUAUAUUUAGAAAAAAAAAGUAGUACCCAGCAUCGUGUGUAUUUUAUUUUUUCCUUCUAAAUCGUAGCACCUGAUGGACUUUUUUAUAUAUAUAUUUUUGUUUUAAAUUUUUUUUAAAGAAAUUCUUUAUAUAUUUAUUAUUUUUUAUUUUUUUUUAAAUAUAUUAUACAAACAUAUAAGAAAUUUUUAAACAAGAAAACAAAAAUCAAAUUCAUAUGUAAUGCAUUAUUUGUGUUUUAUUUAAAUGAGAAAAAAAAGAAAAGAAAAAAGCAAAAAAAAAACCAUCAUUUCUCCCAAAUUCUACAAUAUAGUUCCAGCGAAAUAAGAAAGAAAGAAAAAAAACAGUUUGCCUGAGUUUUAAGAAAAUCAAUUAUUUUAGAUUUUUCUGUGUGAAAAUAUAUAAAAACAAAAACAA